AUGCAUCUGGCCAUCAACUUUUGUAUCAUUUUGGUUGGAUUAGCGAGUAAGAACAGUUCAGAUUUUGCAAUCAUUUUCAGCAUUCGUCUGAUUUUCAAUUUUUGUAUUACGCUCUUGAUAGCUAUCACCUCAAGUUCACCCCUCCCAAUCAUACCGCACACCGAAGUAGGAAACUUGAGAUCGCGAAGCUCCAUUGCAAUAGAUAAUCGUGCUCUCACUCGAGCUUCUGUACGUUACGAGCGCAGGCAUAAUUGGGGACUCUAUUCGUUCCAGAAGUACGGCCUUCCAUACACUCCAAAGAGCAAGGAAGGCAGUUAG
This is a messenger RNA of Melampsora larici-populina 98AG31, 318 nucleotides long. RefSeq lists its product as uncharacterized. The record is from RefSeq and is a predicted model, not a curated record. NCBI's taxonomy places the organism in Eukaryota, Fungi, Basidiomycota, Pucciniomycetes, Pucciniales, Melampsoraceae. The transcript has 4 exons. The coding region runs from base 1 to 318 and encodes 105 amino acids.